Molecule: messenger RNA, 672 nt
Organism: Torulaspora globosa
Lineage: Eukaryota; Fungi; Ascomycota; Saccharomycetes; Saccharomycetales; Saccharomycetaceae
Gene: PRP38
Product: U4/U6-U5 snRNP complex subunit PRP38
Exons: 1
Coding region: 1-672 (223 amino acids)
Source: RefSeq, a predicted model, not a curated record
AUGUCCUUUGAGUUCCAUGUCGAGUCUUAUCUGUCUAGCAAGCAGCUGAAUAACCAGUCUGUUUCCUUGGUGAUUCCCAGACUCGCCAGAGAUCGAAUCCACAAUGUUAUGUACUACAAAGUGAAUCUGCAUCCAGUGGCUAUGAGAGGAGACACCCUCAAGCAAUUGAUCAACAUCAUAGUGCGAGAUUUCGGUACUUUGAAGGAUCAAUCCGUGAAUGCAACGCAUGUUCUUGGCGGUUUUGAGUUCAAGUGCAUAUUGAUGAAGCUUGUGGAAUUGAGACCAACCUGGGAUCAACUGCAGGUUCUGUUGCAAGAGGGAGAAUCGGGCUUCAGUAACAAAUAUAUAGUAGCGCUCGUUUUGACCUACUUGAGAAUCCAGUAUUACUAUUUGCAGGAUGAAAGUGACCUGGCGAAGAGCAUUGUCGGCAUCUUUAAGAUGUACAUCUGUGAUUAUAGAAAGAUGAAGAGCGUAGCGCUAGACAUGGAUUGUUGGUCCCCAUCACAAAGCGUCAGCGUGUGUAUCGUUCACACGGAUGAGCUUGUCGACUGGCUGGUCACCAGAGAUGAGGUCUGGGGAUUCCCGCUAGGCAAGUGCCAGUGGUGCCAGGGCCUGGACCGAGACAGCAGCAGCAGCGGAGAAUCAAGCAGCGAAAGCGACGAAGAAGACUAA